This is a messenger RNA of Dendronephthya gigantea, 537 nucleotides long. RefSeq lists its product as uncharacterized. The coding region runs from base 1 to 537 and encodes 178 amino acids. The record is from RefSeq and is a predicted model, not a curated record. Lineage: Eukaryota; Metazoa; Cnidaria; Anthozoa; Malacalcyonacea; Nephtheidae. The transcript is spliced from 4 exons.
AUGGUAAGGGGUAAUAUUCUGGAUGGCGUUGGCCUUGCAUCACCUGUCCACAGGAUUCAUCUCGGCCAGUCAUCUCAGGCAGUCAUCUCGGGCAAUCAUCUCGGCCAGUCAUCUCAGGCAGUCAUCUCGGGCAGUCAUCUCAGGCAGUCAUCUCGGGCAAUCAUCUCGGGCAUUCAUCUCGGGCAGUCAUCCCGGGCAGUCAUCCCGGGCAGUCACCUCAGGCAGUCAUCUCGGCCAGUCAUCUCGGCCAGUCAUCUCGGGCAGUCAACUCGGCCAGUCAUCUCGGGUAGUCAUCUCGGGCAGUCAUCUCAGACAGUCAUCUCGGGCAGUCAUCUCGGGCAGUCAACUCGGCCAGUCAUCUCGGGCAGUCAUCGGGCAGUCAUCUCAGGCAGUCAUCUCGGGCAAUCAUCUCGGGCAGUCAUCUCAGGCAGUCAUCUCGGGCAGUCAUCUCGGGCAGUCAUCUCAGGCAGUCAUCUCGGCCAGUCAUCUCGGAGAAAACAAUUCUUUUUUGCCUAUGGAAUUGUUAAAUGUUCAUGA